GCAAUCGCCGAUUGUUUGUCUUCUUCUCUUCUAUCCGUCCAGGGAAGCUCUUCAGCCGUUGUAUCCGAAGCUUCCAGGACUCUUCGGGUACGAACGGACGUUAAUUUUCACUUUGCUUGUUCAGAUCCCGUAGUUUUUUAGCUUUCGAAUCUAGGGUUUAAUAGUGGCUGCCUGUGAUUUAGUAUUAAUUUGGAUUAUAGAAUUGUUAUACACACAUCUCGGUACGAUUAUUGUGCAUAAACAUGGAAUUGCACUUUCCCUUAUAUGUACAUGUUAGUUUUUUCUUGGGUACGGAUUGGGGAAUUAUAUUGCUGGAGUAGGUAGGGCAAAUUGUAGCUGUCAUAGUACACAUACAACGGUUAAAUGUGGAAAUCAGCUGGUUAUUUUACCCAAUUUGCAUGCUUUUGCUUAAUGGAAGGAAUGUCAUGGGUUUAAAAGUGAAAGAAAUUUACUUGCAGGUUUAAUUGUAAAUACUGCUAUUAAGUCGUUUAGGUCAUGUAAUGUCGAGUGGCUUGAUAUCAGGUGUACCGACCUUGAUCACUCGAUAGUUUCAAGAGGGAGCUUACAAAUAUAAUGAUUAAAUGGUCAGCAAGUCAUAUGGACUCCGGGUUGUACUUCCUUGGCCGAUGAUGACUAUUUAGCAUCUCAUGGAACUACUGACCUGGCCUAUGGUGUGAUAAUAGAGCACACACUUGCUGAGAGAGAGCGAAGCCCGGCUGUGGUUGCAAGGUGUGUGGCGCUUUUGAAACGUUAUCUCCUACGUGACCUGGGACAUGCAUGAUUUUGGAAGCCCUACCGAGCAUUUCAGAUUUUACUUGACAAAGACUUAUGUUUUUCCGCCAGACCACAGUCUUCACCUCCGACUGAGCUACAAAUGAGUAGAUAGGCGGUUAGGGGUGUGCCUUUUCAACCAAUCUUUGGCCCGGCAGGAUGUCAAUGGGAGCAGGAGGAAGAAAGAUGGAAAGAAGAGUUAGAUGGAACCCAUGGAAGCUGAAACAUAUAAACCAAGUGAGGAGACCCUACUAGAAAUUGAUCGGUUUUGUUUAAAUAUAAUUGUGGAGUGUGAUAAUAGCCCAAGCAGAAGAUUAACACCAUGGUCUCGAUCUCUGAGUUCACAAGCUGGUUCUUCGGCGACUACAUCAAAUGCAUCACCGUUGCCUGUUGCAAGUUUUGCUUCAGGCACACUUGUGAAGUCGCUAAAUUAUAUUCGUUCUCUAGUGGCUCAACACGUUCCAAAAAGAUCAUUCCAACCUGCAGCUUUUGCGGGAGCGACUUCUGCUUCAAGACAGUCACUUCCAUCAUUAUCAUCUCUAAUGAGCAAAUCUUUCAAUUCCCAAAUAAGCCCGGGAAUCGGUAAAGAAGCUUCUGAGAUCAAAGAAGGUUCUGCUACGUCUGUCUUGGAUUCGCCUAUUGCUGAAGAUGUCGAUGGAGUUGAAGGCGAUGAAUUCAUAGCCCGUGAUGUGUUCAAAUGGCGAUGGCAUGGGGAUCCCCAAUCAUCUUUGCUUUCUUCCGAUAGUGACUGUUCCUUAAAUCAUCAAGACAUGAGUAAGCACAAUUUUCUUGAAGUAGGUGCUGCCGCCCUUCUUUUAGGGGACAUGGAAGCUAAAACAAAGGGUGAAUUUUGGAGAAACUUUGGUAGCAUUGACAUGCCUUACCUUGAUCAACUUUUACAGCCUUCAUUACUCACUACUGUAACCAAUUCCGCCUCUGCUCGUGCUCAUUUGAGAGCAAUAACAGCUUCUAAACGUUCCAAGACAGGCCCUCAUCAGAUUUGGGAAGAUUCUCUUAUGACGACAUUCCGUCCUCGUUCUCGACCACUUUUCCAAUACCGACCCUACAGUGAACAACAACCCUUGCGAUUGAAUCCUGUUGAGGUGGGAGAAGUUAUAGCUGCAGUUUGCUCAGAAAAACCAUCACCAAUUGCUAAUAUGAUGACGAUGUCAUCUAAACUAAGUAGCAGCAGUGGGAAGCCAUCAAUGGAUGUGGCUGUGAGCGUUCUAAUCAAACUUGUAAUUGACAUGUACGUGUUGGACCCUGGAAUUGCUGCUCCACUCAUGCUAUCAAUGCUUGAGGAAAUGCUUGGUUCCUCGCAGUUGACCUCAAAAGUUCGUGCAUUUGACUUAAUUCUGAACCUUGGUGUUCAUGGCCAUUUAUUGGAGCCACUUCUAGCUGAUGAUGCUUCCACCAUUGAGGAAGAAUACACUCAAGAACCGUACCUUGACCGAAAAUUGUCAACACAGGGGGCGAGAAAGCCUGAUUACCUUAGGACCCAAAGUUUAUCUGCAAUAAAUAACUUUGAAUCAUGGAUAUUGAGCAUUUUGUAUGAAGUCCUCCUCCUUCUUGUGCAGGCUGAGGAGAAGGAAGAAUCUGUCUGGGCUUCUGCCCUCAGCUGUUUACUGUAUUUUGUUUGUGAUAGAGGCAAAAUUCGGAGAAGCAGAUUAAAAGGUCUCGAUAUAAGAGUUAUUAAAAUGCUCAUACAAAUUAGCAGGAGAAACUCCUGGGCAGAGUUAGUUCAUUGCAAGUUAAUUAACAUGCUAACAAACAUGUUUUAUGAAGUUCUUGAGGGGUCUAAGACCUCUAUGCCAACUUUUCUUGUGGAUCAGGUUGAUCUGAUUGGAGGAAUUGAGUUUGUGUUCAUUGAGCUAGUGAUCUCAAACUCUAGAGAAGGCAGGAGAAAUCUAUACCUGGUGCUUUUUGACUAUGUUGUGCAUGAAAUAAAUGAGAGUUGCAUAGCCACUGGAAUUUCUGAGUAUAGCAAUGAUGAGAUUCAACCAAUAGCUUCCUUGCUAACCCUUGCAGAUGCACCAGAAGCUUUACAUAUUUCCGUCAAGCUUGGCAUAGAAGGCAUUGGGGAAAUUUUAAGAAGGUCGAUUUCUGCCGCGUUACCCAGAUACUCCAACAGUGAAAGACUUAAUAUGCUCUUAGAGAAGAUCAUGAAGAAGUUUGACGCACUUUUAAGAUCAUUGACUCACUUGGACAAAGAAUUCAGUCACAUGACAGAACUAACAAAAUCGUACAAGUACUUGAAGAGCUUUGAGGAUGGAGUUCUGAGAAACAGUUAUGGCUUGAAGGUGAAGCUUGCAUGGGCCACUUUGCAUUCUCUUCUUCAUUCAGAAAGAGCUGCCAUUCGUGAAAAUGGGUAUGUGUGGUUGGGUGAUCUGCUUAUAGCAGAAAUAAACGAGGAUGGGGAUUCCAUAUGGUCAAACAUAAAGAAUUUGCAUACAAGAAUUUCCCUUGCUUCUAUUAAUGAUUAUUCGCCUGAGUUAGAAAUACCAUUGCCCGUAUGGCUUAUGUGUGGGCUUCUGAAAUCGAAAAAUAAUCUCAUAAGAUGGGGCUUCCUGUUUGUUCUUGAGAGGCUUCUCAUGCGCUGCAAAUUUUUAUUAGAUGAAAAUGAGCUACAACAUUCAGUUGGUAAUGAAGCUCAUGGGAAGACCCGUCUUGAUAAAGCAAAUGCUGUAAUAGACAUUAUGAGCAGUGCCUUAUCCUUGGUGGCUCGGAUAAACGUGACAGAUCGCAUGAAUAUUUUGAAGAUGUGCGACAUUCUAUUUUCUCAAUUGUGCCUGAAAGUUAUUCCUGGAAACAAAUCCUCGUCCACAGACACAUUGCGUAGUUCUAAGAGUUUUAAUUACUCAGUUUGGAAUAGAAAGACCAGCGUGAUGGAAGACCUCCCUUUAAGAGAGAACUUUUGCUGGGAACCAGUGGAAGAUUGUAAAGGCAGGUUUGGCAGCAACACAGACAAUCCUACCCCUGAGACAGCAUCAAUGGCAGCAUUGCUUCUUCAAGGACAGGCCAUUGUUCCUAUGCAAUUGGUUGCACGUGUGCCUGCAGAUUUAUUUUACUGGCCGUUGAUACAACUGGCGGCUGCAGCUACAGACAACAUUGCACUAGGUGUUUCUGUUGGUAGUAAAGGAGGAGGGAACCUACCUGGUGCCACAUCAGAUAUCAGAUCCACCCUUCUGCUACUGCUAAUUGGUAAAUGCACCGCAGAUCCCGAUGCUUUCAAAGAAGUUGGUGGAGAAGAAUUCUUUAGGGAGCUACUGGAUGAUACUGACUCCAGGGUGGCUUAUUUUUCGUCAACAUUUCUUUUGAAGAGGAUGAUGACUGAAGAAGCAGAUAAUUAUCAGCGUGGGCUUUCGUCUCUCGUAUCCAGAGCUCAACAGAGUAACAAUGAGAAAUUAUUGGAGAAUCCUUACCUUCAGAUGCGUGGCCUGCUCCAGUUAGCAAGUGAAGGAUUAUGGAAUUAGCUUGGAGUAAUUUUUUGCUCUUCCGAGUGACUCCUCUGGUGAUUCAACGCUGAACUUGAAAUGAUGAAGUCAAAAAUAUUAGUUGUUGUCCAAAGAAUCAGGAACAUUUCAAGCCAGGAAUACGUGGACUACAUGGAAUGAGUGCUCUCUAAAUCUUGCCAAAAUGAGUAAAUUAAAUGCUUUCUGUAGAAAUGUUCGUUCAUAGCCACUCCCAUGUUUCUAUCCUUAUCAUCCCUGUUGCUUCGUUUGGACUCUUGAUGUGGUUACUUCUGCCAAGCCUUGACGCUGGGAUGAAAUUUAGAAAGCGGUGUGUUGUGGAAAUAAAUAACCGGAACACAAGACAUCCAAUAUACAUAUGUCAACUUGUACGCAUUCAUUUGAAGUAUCAAAUAAGGCGGCGUCUUCAGCAGUUGAAGAAGGCAAGGUCUGUUGUGGUGGAUUUGUGUUUAUUAAUCUUGUACAAGAUGAGACUGGAGAGUUGGGUUUUGUAUUUGGAUUUGAGGUGUUGGAAGGUUUGUUAAUUUAACAAUUAAUCUAUCUGUCAGACUCAGAGGAGCCCUUGCAAGAUGGGACUGUGGAUAUGCUGCAAUCACAGUAUAUAUAUAACAUGGAAGUGGGGAAUUAGUAAAUUGAGGGGUUGUUGUGCGUGUGGGUGAGAUGGCAUGGUGGUACAUAUCUUGUUAAUUUUUAUCAACUUUAGAUAUGUAAAUGUAUGCCUUUUUUUUUGUUCUUGCUUUUCAAUUCAUUUCGAUUUUGGGGUCCGCAUUUUUGUAACAUAGUUGUUGCCAGAAUUUAACGCUUCAAAUGUAUAUACAUUUUCCUUUUUGUAAUUGUUGGAAUUUCCUUGUUAACUAUUGCAUUUUAUGUUGCCUA
Messenger RNA from Cynara cardunculus var. scolymus (artichoke), 5117 nucleotides. RefSeq lists its product as uncharacterized. Bases 975 to 4244 code for a protein of 1089 amino acids. NCBI's taxonomy places the organism in Eukaryota, Viridiplantae, Streptophyta, Magnoliopsida, Asterales, Asteraceae. The record is from RefSeq and is a predicted model, not a curated record. The transcript is spliced from 19 exons.